Molecule: messenger RNA, 1953 nt
Organism: Trypanosoma conorhini
Lineage: Eukaryota; Euglenozoa; Kinetoplastea; Trypanosomatida; Trypanosomatidae
Product: putative chaperone DNAJ protein
Exons: 1
Coding region: 1-1953 (650 amino acids)
Source: RefSeq, a predicted model, not a curated record
AUGGCUGGGGAGCUUGAAAAGUCGCGGCGUCUCUACCAAACGCUGCUGCUUCCAGACUUCAGCAGCGUUGAGGAGGUGCGGCAGGCGUACAAGUCGUUGGCCCUCAAGUACCACCCGGACAAAAAUCUCGCGGACCCGUCAGCGGCGGAGAAAUUUCGUGACGUUCGUGUGGCAUAUGAAAUACUCUCAAGUGCGGAACGCAAGCAAAAAUAUGACUGCGCCCUGCGCAUGUAUCAGCCACUGGGCGCCAACUCCUUCACCCCGGGAAUGCGCACACCAAGGGCUGGAGGCCCCGCCGAUGUUGGGUAUAACCCUUACAUGCCGACUGGAAACGCAACGAGUAACAUCUACGAGGAGCUGAAUUCGUACGCGACACGAAGGGCGGGAAAGUAUCAUCGCCGCUCCUCUUCCGCCGCCUCCCCACGGGAGGACCGCGCCUCGCAGUACACAAAGGAGCAGCAGGAGUUCUUUAAAAAGCGGGAGAAGGAACAUAGGGCGGAGCUGCGCAAACGGCUGGCGCAAGAACGACGAGAACAAAUUGCGCGAGACUUAGAGGCUUUGCGUCGCGAACGGGAAAGGCGUGAAGAGACGCAACAGCGUUCGCGACUGCCCCGGGCAGGGAAUGAAAACCGUCGGACAUGUGCAUCCGCCGGCUGUCGACGAGCGUCGCCUUACGCCCGCGUCCCCAUGGAAAACUUGCCGCAGGGAGGGGCAAACAGAGAGACCCCCAGGGUCUUUUCUGCCCGUGACACUCAUCCGCCUGGAGGCUUUCCGGACGUGCUGCGCCCCCUCCAGUCACCGCGCCCGCCACGUCAGUUGUUUGACGCGGAUGCUGAGCGAGCUGAGCGUAUGCGUCGCGAGAAGGAGCGACAAGCCGAAGUGCGGCGGACGGAGCAAGAAAAGUAUCUGGAACGAUUGAUUAGACAACGCAUGCGGGAAGCACGCAUGCGGGAGCGGGAAUUGGAGGAGGCGGAACGACAGGAGCGAGAAAAUCAACGGCGGGUGUUGUUUUCUGAUGAGAGAAGUGUUCGAGAGCAAGUUGUUGAACCGCAGGAGCAACUCGGGCGUCGAAGACUGUGGCGGGAGUACAAAUUACAACUACGAUGGUGUUUGUUUCAGUUGCAUCUCCGUAAUACCUCAGAAAAGGAGGCAGCUGAUAGAAGUUUGAUUCAGUCCCUGGAAGCGGAACAUUUUGAGUUGUUACGUCUACAAUGGAGGGAAUCCUGCGGUCGUACGGGGUGCCAAACGGACGAGGAUUUGGCGUGGAAAUAUUUACUGCUAGAUCACGCGAGAAUGCAAAAGACAAUAUUUAUGCAGGAGCAAAGCAAUGUUAUAUCUACACAGUCUAUGGAAUUUGAGGCAGUUCUUUCCGCAGAGGCCAUGGCAUUUGCUAUUCUUGAGGUACAACGACGGGAAAAUGAGGAUCGACUCCAGCUGGUUAAGGAGUCUCUUGAUGGCUAUCUUGUGUAUUAUAGCAACCGUCACAAAUUGACGGAGCAGGAAUUGAUGAAGAGCGCGUUGAUUGAUGAAAGAGCCGUUGUCAUUCAUGACGAGGGGUUGUCGCGUGCCUUGUUGUUGACUCUCAUGCAGGAGUGGAGAGGACGUUGUGGCUUACGGCAAGACGAGGAUGAUGAAUUUCUCGUGCUUAUCCAACAACGCGCAUCUGAGCGGCACUUGCGACAUCUCAGGGAGGUGGAGCAGGCGCGACUAUCGGAGCGGCAGGCACAAGAGGCCACUGUUGCGGCGUUACGCGCCGAAGUUCGGCGUUUGCAGCAGGCUAUGCGUUCAGCGUCGUUGCCCGUUGCGUCGGAUAGAGGGGAGGACAGCUCUGCUGCGACUUCGCCGCGCGAUGCGGAAUUGUUGAUGGCUGACGCCAACGAUACACCGUCAGAGGGACGCAGAUACUUUCUGUGUAGGCCCGCGCAACAUGAAGGUCACCACGGGCAACCGUGA